UAUUUUUUAUUCAAAAAUAUUUCUUUUUCCACUAAAAAUAUUUACGGCACAUUUAUGGCUAAAUGCCACCUUUUUACAACCCUUCAAUCUUCCCCAUUUUUUAAUUUCCCAUUUAUUCAUGUUUUUGUUUUGUUGUUUUGUCCAACAUUCAAAAACGAGAGUUUGUCAAGGUCAGCGUCUUCUUUUUUAGGCAUUCUUUACUUUUUAAGUAAUGACCUUGACAACGAAAAUUUAAAAAAAAAUCAAGAAAAAAAGAAUGUGACAAGGGCUAUUUAUCUUUUUUUUCCUUUUUUGUUCAUCCAUCGGCUGGGAAUAAAAAAAAUAUAA
This is a messenger RNA of Meloidogyne enterolobii, 327 nucleotides long. Lineage: Eukaryota; Metazoa; Nematoda; Chromadorea; Rhabditida; Meloidogynidae. The record is from the annotation of a GenBank genome assembly.